Molecule: messenger RNA, 2987 nt
Organism: Penicillium brasilianum
Lineage: Eukaryota; Fungi; Ascomycota; Eurotiomycetes; Eurotiales; Aspergillaceae
Source: the annotation of a GenBank genome assembly
CACGGUUCGAUCACUCCCAGGACAAGAGCCCUCUCCUCCACUCCAAACUCAGACUGAGGAAAUCCGUUGAGUUUCCAGAUCGCACCGAGAAAGGCGAGAAAGCUCAAUUCGUGACCAGUGCCAUAGUCCAGCCUCUGUCCGCUGCCCCAGCUUCCGAGGAAGUAUGCCUUGAGCUCCGCCUCUGCAGUAACUCCCUCGCUCGUGGGCGAAGGUCUAUCCAAGAGCUCCGCCGGUAAGCAUUCUCUGAGCAAGUCAGAUGCACGGCUAGCCAGUACUUCAUGCCACCUUCGAAAACUGAUGUUUCCAAAUCUCCGAGGUCCAGUGUUCGGCGGGACCUCUUGUACGAUAUCUUCAACCUUCGAGAGCAGUCCUUGUAACUGGCGAACGGGCGCAGAGUAUUGCACAUCCUCGGAGCCCAGUGGCCAGGUUUGUAUGGUACCAUCGGAUAGUUUUGUAGGAAACAUUGCGCGGUUGAGCUGCAAAAUGAAAGUCAUAAUGUCCGAGUAAGCUUUCGAGGUGAGGAAUGCCGAAACAUCUUGCGAUUCGUGGAUUUUCUUCGUAGGCUCGACAAACGUGUGUGGUUCCGAUGGGUCUAGCACCGCCAGAACACGAAUAGCUCUGCCAUCUGGAUUCAUCUUGACGGAUUGGGGUGAUGAAGUGAAGAAAGGAAGAGUGCGGGGAGCUGAAACCAAGUGGGCUUUGGAGGGGAAGACCUUGGUUCCAAGGCGGGAUGACGCCGUGCGGCAGAUCUCCACUUGAGCUUCCCUUCAGUUGCACUCCAUCGCAUUGCCAACGCCCUGUCCCGCGGCCCCUGAUAAGCGCCUUGCUUCUUGCAGGGAUGGCGCCCUCCAAGAAGAUGAAACAUCGAGGUUCCACCAUUGACUCUGUGAAUUUCUUCAAUCAGAUCAGUGGCUCGAGCGUGUCAUCGAGGCGCAAUACCACAUACAGCGCGUCUACUCCGCCCCGAGACGCGAGACCAGACGUCUUCGACAUCCCCGUGACACCACCGAAAAGGCGCAAAGUAACCCUGCCCCGGAGUGAACCUCUCCAGACGAGACAACUACGGAGUCGCAACAUUGACAUUUCACCACACAAGGCUAGGUCUACAAACCAGCCUCCCGCGUCGUCACCUUCGGGGGACGAGGACACUGAUGAGGACCCGGAGCCCCGAAAUCAUUCCGUUGAUGAAGAGGACCUCAGACAAAACCACCAUUCGCGUCCGGAAGAUGAAAAUGACGAAGACGAGGCACGUCAGGAGGAAAGAGAACAUGAGGAGGAGGUUCUCGCGGAGGACCCGCUACCGAACCGCGUGAAACUCUUGUCAGAGGAUUCAGACGAUGAAUACAUUGCCGAUGAACAUAGCGAUUCCGAUGACCCACCGACCUCAUAUCAAAAAGAACACAAAUUUGACAGCAUUGAAGUUAUAGUCUGCAAUCGGAGUAGUGUUGACCGAACAAAUGGGCACGCCCAUGAUCCCAGCGUCGUCGAGUCAUCUGUGCUUGAAAUUGAAGAAAGUGAGCAGGAUGGGGAAGAUUCCGAGGGCGGGCAACAAAGGGCCCAGCAGCUUCGAGCGGUCGAUCUUGAGCCAACCAUGAUCGACGAACCUGUGGAUGACCCUCAAAAUGAGCAGGCCCCCAACGACCCAACAAUCAACGAAUCGCCACAUCAGGAGCACUCUCACAAAGAUGAAGUGCAAAACCUAAAGCGAUGGCUUGCGCAGGAAAUAAAGUCAUCUCCCCAGGGUGCACAAUGGGAAAUCCUUCGCGAUUGCAGGCAGAAGUUGCGAAAAGUUGCGUCCAAACACAUACCAGAGUAUCUUACAGGGGCCAUCUCUGAGGUCACCGAGAUGCGCCAGCUUUACUACGACAUAAACGACACUUCAACUUUGUCAUCGGAAACACGAAUGGAACUUCGAAAUCUUCGAGAGGCCGUCCGUACCGAAGCCACACGCAUCUUCGAGUACGCUGCCGAGGAGGCACCCGAAGAAACAGGCGAAGGUGUUGAGCUACUAAAUCAAUUCGAGGCACAUGUGGUGCGAUCUUUAAUUACUCUAACCAUGUUUGGUUACAGAGCUCACAAGACGCUAGGCUCAACGGCAUAUGAGCAGUUUGAGGGUAUGCUGGAGUUGUUGAUGUGGUGCUGCACUCAGAUCUCCACCUACGCGCAGACAUCUUAUUUGAUGGGAACGAAAGCCAGGUCGAGGGCUAUUCUUCUGCCCUUGAGGCGCAUCGUAAAGGGCCUUGGGAUGGCAGAUUCAAGAGCAAGUGGAGCCUCGAGCAGAGUGUCAAGCAGCAGCCGUCCAACGGCAGCCUCCCAGGGUGAUAUGUCUUUUACCCAAGAUGACAGUAUCUUCACAGAAUGGACGCAAGUGGCAGACUAUGAUAUACCCCCGUCACAGCGCCCAUGGUCUCACGAUGAGGAGACUGCCCUCCGUGAUGGGGUCCGGCGAUUCUCUGACUACGGUGAUCCUUUUCCAUUGGUCAUGAGCCAUUAUGGGCAUCGUUUGCGACGACGAACCUGUCGGGAUCUCAGAGCCAAAUGGGGCGAACUGGCCCUAUUUGAUUAUAGUUUCUAGGCGGUCGUAGUUGGAUAUGGCCAUUUUUGUCGCAGCGAUUAGUUCCGUUUAUGUUUCAUGUUGCAUAUUAUACCCUUGAGCGCUCCCAUGAAUUUGAGAAAUCUUCUUCCCAUCUACUCUAUGAAUCUACCCUAACCCUGUUCGGAUCGGCCGGUUCGGGUUCCGUGGAUGGAGUGAACCAUGGAUCCGAUUGUUUUGGUCAACAAAAAGGGGCCGCGUAGCAUCCUCCUUCACGGGGUUUGUUCCGCGGGCAUCAGGGCGCGUAGGAUACUAUACUGGAAUCAAAUAAGCCUUACCUCUGCUGAAAAUCCUUCGUAAUAUGGCUGCAUCAGCUAAAUCUGGGGUUCAAGCCUAAUAUGGACUGAUCGACAAAGGCGUUGGGCAGCUCUGAUUAAGGAAAGAAAGUUACGAC